Messenger RNA from Salvia miltiorrhiza (redroot sage), 1166 nucleotides. RefSeq lists its product as uncharacterized. The transcript is spliced from 6 exons. Bases 293 to 901 code for a protein of 202 amino acids. The record is from RefSeq and is a predicted model, not a curated record. NCBI's taxonomy places the organism in Eukaryota, Viridiplantae, Streptophyta, Magnoliopsida, Lamiales, Lamiaceae.
GGUGGUGUGAUCAAAAUCUUCGUCAAAGAGGACUUUCUCUCUCUACUCUCACUCUCACUCUCUGUCUUUCUCUCACUACAGUCUUUUAGGUCCCCAAAAGUCUCUAUGUAUAUAUUGGUAAAACCUAAAAUCCUCUCACCUAAUUUCCUUUACAUAGUCAUUAAUAUAUUUCGAUAUAUUAUUUCCCAAUCGGUUUAACCAAUUUUCCUACCGGUCGAUCUGAUCGUCCCCAUACUCGGAGCGCAAGGUUGUCGAUUCUUCCGUGCUUUCCUGUUUUCAAGAGGGUGAAGAAAUGGCUGGAGUUUCUGAUGAUCAGGCCACUAGCGUAUGCGGCCAUUGUGACCGAGCUAUUCCAUCAUCCAAUAUUGAUUUGCAUUUCGCUCACUGCUCCCGGAAUCUGGAGAAAUGUAAAGUAUGUGGUGAUAUGAUUCCCCGAAAACAUGCAGAGGAGCAUUUUCUGAGUACCCAUGCCCCGGUCUCGUGUUCCCUGUGCAGUGAGACUAUGGAUCGUGAUAUUUUAGAUGUUCACAAAGGAGAAAAUUGCCCUAAAAGAAUUGUGACCUGUGAAUAUUGUGAAUUUCCACUGCCUGCAAUUGAUCUAUUGGAGCACCAGGAAGUUUGUGGAAAUCGGACAGAGUUAUGUUACAUGUGCCAUAAAUAUAUAAGACUCCGAGAGACGCAUAGCCAUGAAAGCAGAUGCACUGGUGUUGUUAGUAACGUAGCUGAAUCAUCAAGGAACGUAAGGGCAGCGGAAAGGGAAAGGGCCCCAGGUGCUCCAAGGAGGCAACCGCGUGAGUUCUCACCAAGGCGCCUACUGUUUACUAUUGCAAUAACUGGGAUUGCUGUUCUAUUAGGUUCGCUUUUCUUCCAGAGGAAACCAGACCCGACUCCAGUGAACUAAUGUGGCGAAGAAUCGUUCAUGUGUGGUCUUCUUCCUAGGCUACUGAUUACACCUACUUACUGUGUGGUUUUACGACAGUCUAAUGUUGGUUGCGCCUGUAUGAUUGACGACAUGUUAUAGUGUUGAAAGAUUUGUGCGCCCUGGAUCUUUGUAUCAAAUGAGAGACGGAUAUUGUUCCAUUCGGUAAAUAGCUUUAUUUGUAAAAAAAGGGGAACCAAAUCCCAUUUCAACUGGGAAAGAAUAAAUCAUUCGUUCUUCUUCCAAA